This is a messenger RNA of Budorcas taxicolor (takin), 711 nucleotides long. RefSeq names its product transmembrane emp24 domain-containing protein 7-like. Gene Ontology annotation, cellular component: COPII-coated ER to Golgi transport vesicle; endoplasmic reticulum; Golgi apparatus. The transcript is spliced from 2 exons. Lineage: Eukaryota; Metazoa; Chordata; Mammalia; Artiodactyla; Bovidae. Gene Ontology annotation, biological process: Golgi organization; intracellular protein transport; endoplasmic reticulum to Golgi vesicle-mediated transport. The record is from RefSeq and is a predicted model, not a curated record.
AUGUCCAGCAACUCACUCCGCAUCUUGAAUCUCUCCAAGGCUCGGAGCAUCUUGGUGUGCUGGGUGGCCACCAUGGGCCAUUGGUACUGUAGGCUGCUCCUGCUGCUGCUGUUCCUGGUGCCAGGCUCCAGCAGCGCCUCCGAGAGCACCUUUGAGCUGCCUGACAAUGCCAAGCAGUGUUUCCACGAGGACAUCACGCAGGGCACCAAGGGCACCCUCCAGUUCCAGGUAAUCACUGGUGAUCACUGUGAUGUAGAUUGUUGAUUAGAAGAUCCUGAUGGUAAUGGUUUGUACAAGGAGAUGAAGAAACAGUAUGAUAACUAUACCUUCACAGCCUCCAAAAACAGGACAUACAAAUUUUGCUUCAGCAAAGAAUUUUCUACUUUUACACAUGAAGCUGUAUAUUUUGAUUUUCAAGUUGGAGAAGAUCCACCUUUGCUUCCUGGUGAGAACCGAGUCAGGACUCUUACCCAGAUGCAAUCUGUCUAUGUUUCAAUUCAGGAAGCUCUGAAAUCUGUCAUUGACUAUCAGACUCACUUCCAACUGAGAGAAGCUCAAGGCCGAAGCAGCGCUGAGGAUCUAAAUACAAGAGUGGUCUACUGGUUAGUAAGAGAAGCCCUCAUUCUUCUAGUGGUUAGCAUAGCGCAGGUGUUUCUUUUGAAAAGCUUUUUCUCAGAUAAAAGAACCAGGACAACUUGUGUUGAAUCUUAA